UCUAGAGGCCCUGUCAUCGGAUCUGAAUGCACGAUCUUUACCUCUCAGUUCAUGUAAGCGUUGACGUCGGGCAUCUUAAAGGAGACAUGGCAGCUCUGAUGACUUCAGGACUUUGUCUUGUAGCUCUCACCGUAACGGCUGUAUGGUGUGCAGAGGUGGAGGAGCGGUUGGUGAACUACCUACUCUCCCCUGAUCGAUACAACAAGCUGAUCCGGCCAGCAGUCAACAAGAGCCAGCAGGUCACCAUUGCAAUCCAAGUGUCACUUGCCCAGCUUAUCAGCGUGAAUGAGAGGGAGCAGAUUAUGACCACAAAUUGUUGGCUCACUCAGGUAUGGCAUGAUUACCGGUUGAUGUGGGAUCCAGAGGAGUAUGAAGGAAUCAGGAAAGUUCGACUUCCCUCGCAGCAUAUAUGGCUGCCUGACAUUGUUCUUUACAACAAUGCUGACGGGACAUACGAGGUGUCUUUCUAUUCCAAUGCGGUCAUAUCAAAUAAUGGUGAGGUUGCCUGGCUGCCACCAGCUAUCUAUAGGAGUGCCUGUAAAAUUGAAGUGCGGGACUUUCCCUUCGACCAGCAAAACUGCACGCUCAAGUUCCGCUCCUGGACUUAUGACCACACAGAAAUUGACCUUAUUUUGUUGUCGGACUUUGCCAGCCGAGAUGACUUCAAGCCAAGUGGCGAGUGGGAUAUCGUCUCCUUGCCUGGACGUAAAAACGAGGACCCCAAUGACGUCACAUAUUUGGAUAUAACCUACGACUUUAUCAUCAGACGCAAACCGUUAUUCUACACCAUAAACCUGAUCAUCCCCUGUGUUCUCAUCACUUCACUGGCCAUCUUGGUGUUCUACCUACCAUCAGACUGUGGGGAGAAGAUGACUCUGUGUAUCUCCGUUCUUUUGGCCUUAACUGUGUUCCUCUUGCUGAUUUCCAAAAUCGUACCCCCGACAUCACUCGCCGUGCCCCUUAUUGGAAAGUACUUGAUGUUCUCCAUGGUGCUGGUGACUUUCUCAAUCGUCACAAGCGUUUGCGUGCUAAACGUGCACCAUCGGUCCCCAAGCACGCACACUAUGCCGAAAUGGGUCAAAUACUACUUCCUGGCCCAGUUGCCUGGCUUCCUAUUCAUGCGGCGGCCAGGAGAGGCCAACAAACGCGAGAAAUUUCGCAGGAAGCACCAGCAUGCCUCCUUAUCUGAUCCACCAGGAAAGUCAGAUGAGUCUGAUUCCACCUUCUUUGUGAAUGAAGAUUCUACCAAGCACAUUGGUUGGAGACCAAGUGAAAGCACCGAGUUUCGUAAGCGAAUGGCGGUGAAGUGCUCUGCAGAUAUGGAGGAGGCUGUGAAGGGCGUCAGAUAUAUCGCUGACAAGUUGAAGUGUGAGGAUAAUGAUGAAGGGAUAAUCGAAGACUGGAAGUAUGUGGCUAUGGUCAUCGACCGCCUGUUUCUGUGGAUCUUUGUUUUUGUGUGUGUUACUGGAACCAUUGGCCUCUUUAUGCAACCACUCUUCAAGAGCUAUAACACAGCCACCACUGAUGAUUUGUAGAGACACAGAUACAGAGCUCAAUCCAACACACAACAACAGCACAAAUUAUCCAUUUAUUUUUGCUCCACAUCUCCAAAUACCCAGUCUUAUUAAUGAGUUCAUCUGACACCCACUUAUUCAACAAUUGUAGCAAUGUGCAGAUGGUAAAACCCAACACAGAUCUUCAGACCUGAAGCAUUUUAUAUACUAGCACCAUAGUCUCCGAGCAGCAUUUUAUCCCCUCUAUGCAUAAUUCUUCCAUGCUGCUGAGUCACCAAUCAGUUGGUUGUGCUGAGAGCACAAUACUGGGCACAGUCUGAACAUUCAUAUGCCCCUAACAUUGACCCAAUGUCAAAACUGUCAUUUAUCCAUACAAUUUAGCCCUGGAGGGCUUAGCACUCUCAAACGUAAACAAGAAUGCCUCCAGGCAACAGUCGCCUUGAUUUUGUAAAAGUCUGUUAACAAAGUGGAAGAGAAGUGUUUUGUAAUUUUAUUUUUGCAAAACUUUAAAGCAAUUGUGCAUUGCACUUAAAUCAUAAUGAAAAAAAAGACAAUUCUGUCAUGAAUUACCCUUAAGUUGUUCCAAACCUGUAAACAUUUCUUUGUUUGGUUGAACACAAAGAAAGAUAUUUUGAAGAAUGUUAGCAACUGAGAUUUCUGAGGCACCAUAGUAUAAAAAUAUGGUCACAAAAUAAGAAAUUCUGAAGAGUUCAGGAAAACAAAUAGUUUAGGGCACCUUUGACUACCAUUGUAAUUUUUCCAACUAUAGUAGGGAAUGAUGUCCCAGAAAUCUCAGUUGCUAACAUUUUUUCUCAAUAUAUUUCUUUGUGUUAAACAGAACAAAUACAUUUUUACAGGUCUGGAACAACUUGGGGUUAAGUACUCAUGACAGAAUUUUCAUUUUUGGGUGAACCAUCCAUUUCAAAACAUAAUAAAUCGAUCUCACUAACGAAAGUUAUUCAGGAAAGUCAGUAGCCUUGUGUCUGGAAUAAAGAUCUUACACCUUUACACACACACUUGCAUGUUUUUUGAAACCCAUUUUCACACAACUAAUUUUUUUC
This is a messenger RNA of Triplophysa dalaica, 2575 nucleotides long. It is a transcript of the gene chrnb5b, whose product is annotated as cholinergic receptor, nicotinic, beta 5b. Gene Ontology annotation, cellular component: neuron projection; postsynaptic membrane; synapse. NCBI's taxonomy places the organism in Eukaryota, Metazoa, Chordata, Actinopteri, Cypriniformes, Nemacheilidae. Gene Ontology annotation, biological process: chemical synaptic transmission; regulation of membrane potential; nervous system process. Bases 27 to 1535 code for a protein of 502 amino acids. The transcript has 6 exons. The record is from RefSeq and is a predicted model, not a curated record. Gene Ontology annotation, molecular function: acetylcholine-gated monoatomic cation-selective channel activity; transmembrane signaling receptor activity.